This is a messenger RNA of Fusarium falciforme, 1233 nucleotides long. Its product is annotated as Carboxypeptidase. The coding region runs from base 1 to 1233 and encodes 410 amino acids. Gene Ontology annotation, biological process: proteolysis. The record is from RefSeq and is a predicted model, not a curated record. Gene Ontology annotation, molecular function: serine-type carboxypeptidase activity. The transcript has 2 exons. Lineage: Eukaryota; Fungi; Ascomycota; Sordariomycetes; Hypocreales; Nectriaceae.
AUGAUCGAUAAGAACCCCUGGCGCCAUGUCCUGAUUCUCAGUCCCUUUGGCGUGCGAGGUGAAUACGUGACAAUCCCCUCUACCUUGUCGCCCAACUACGCUAUUCGCGCCAAGGAUCUUACUGGCCAAUUGUGUGACUCGGGGUCUAACAACACCGUUGGUUGGGCUGACCUGGGUUCCCAUCACCUGUUCUACUGGUUUCAUCAGGCUCGAACUCAACACCUGAGCAAACCUCUCGUACUCUGGCUACAAGGAGGCCCCGGAAACUCUGGAUUCUUUGGGAACUUUCUCGAACAUGGCCCUUGCCGCCUUGAAGGAACCCCAGCUGAGGCCGUUCGCCAUGAGCACCCCUGGACAGAGCUCUUCAAUGUCAUAUACGUCGAUCAGCCCGUCAAUGUCGGCUUCUCGUAUUCCGAUGACAGCAGCGGUGUGAGCCGUGCAGAAGCUGCAGCUAUCGAGCUGGUCGAUUUCAUGCGUGUUUUCUACGAAGGAUACCAAGACAUGAGAGACGUGCCUCUGUUCAUCGCCGGAGAGUCAUACGGUGGACGUUAUGUGCCCAUGACAGCGGCAGCCUUGAUUGAAUUCAACAAGUUCCAGCCUCGACCAGGGGAUUCUAUUCCGCUCAAGGGCAUCGUGGUCGGUAACGGAUAUACUUCUCCGAAAGACGUCUAUCCUUCAGGCUACGAACUGGGCUGCUUUCCAUUCAAGGGCUUUCGGAAUUACUUCAAUUCUCCCGAAUGCGCUCGCUUCUCCACCACUCUACCAGAAUGCCUUGACCUCCUCCGAGCCUGUGAAGCUCUACCGGGCAGUGCCAUCUGUUAUCGGUCGGCCGAGUUCUGUGGGGGCGAGUUCGAACUCGAGAAGCUUCGCCCUCAGCACUCUUGGGACCGCCGUAAAUACUGUGAUCCACCCGAGAAGUGUAUAGAGACUUCCCGGGCAGUUACAGCCUGGAUGAAUACGCCAGAGACCUGGGAGCUGCUUGAGAUCGAAUCACAGACCAACAAGGUUCGGCCUGUUGGGGUGGCCAAUGGCACUGUCAGCGAGAAAUUUAUCCAAUCCGGCGACAUUGGGGAAUCGACGGUCACCGCUCUCGAGAGAAUUCUACAAUACGCCUCUGAGGAGAGGGCUCGCGGCUCCGGUCGAGAUAUUGACGUUCUGUACUACAAUGGCGUGACGGAUAUCCUGUGCACCUCUGUGGGAACCCGAAGGCUCAGCGUUAUAGCGUGCGGGUAG